AUGGGUCCCUGUACGGCCUCCCAUUGCUGCUGUCUCCAUCGCCACACUCUGCCAUGUGCCACUUUCAGGUCUCCUCACACUCCUGCUGGUUUCCAUUUUGUCAUAGGUUGCUGGCAGAUUACAGGUCUCCCAUAGGUGCUGCCAGGCCCCAAAUCUGCCAUGGGCCCCCGUACCGCCUGGUCACGCUGCUGCUGGGUCCACAGUGUGACAUGGGUCCUUGUACCGCCUCCCAUUGCUCCCAGUCUGCCAUGUGCCACUUUCAGGUCUCCUCA
This is a messenger RNA of Staurois parvus, 272 nucleotides long. The record is from the annotation of a GenBank genome assembly. Lineage: Eukaryota; Metazoa; Chordata; Amphibia; Anura; Ranidae.